Molecule: messenger RNA, 1267 nt
Organism: Hydra vulgaris (swiftwater hydra)
Lineage: Eukaryota; Metazoa; Cnidaria; Hydrozoa; Anthoathecata; Hydridae
Source: RefSeq, a predicted model, not a curated record
ACUACAAAUACUAAUUCAAAUCAGAUGCAUUUACCGCGGUCAACUAUUUUGCAGUUUAUCAAACGAAUAAUCGUUUUCUAAGAAUUAUGAAAGACUGUUGAAACAAACACGGUUUCAGUUGGUUGAGCGCAUACAUGUAAACAUUCGCAUGUUGUAGUUUCUAAACAAGUUUGGUUGAUCGAAUAUUUACAAACUUAAAAUAAAUUUCUAUUUUUGGUGGUAUGAUCUUAUAUUUUUAAGAUAUAAAUGUAAUUUUUUUAUGUUCAUACAUCAUACAUACAUUUUUCAUACAUAAUACUUCCUAGUGGAGCUGAUAAAGAGCUGCAAUGAGACUGUUUACUUUGGUUGUGCUGACCGUUGCUACGCUUGCUGUCAAUUGUCGGCGUAGCGAUGUUAAAGUAAAGAAACCUACAAGAUCGUUCGUAUCAGAUAUCAAAGAAAAAUACGAGUUCAAUAAAAGAAAAAAAGCGUGUGAAAAUAAAAAGAAAUCCGGAGAGGUGCCAAGUGGUAAAGUUGAUUCACCUAUUCUAGCCUACGGGUACCCUGACUUUAAUCAAAAAACCAAAAGUAUUACAGUAGACCCUAAAGCUACACUUAUACUAUCCAACAAAGUGAAGCAACCAAUUAGAAUUGGUUCACGCGAUUACGUGAUAUCUGGUAAAGCUAAGGAACUUGUUGCAUUUUUUGAGUGCUUUGGAGAUUAUGAUAUUAUCGGCUCAGAAUUAAAUGCAAAUGGCAGCUGGCCUGACAAUACAGGCCAAAUAAAGAUUGAGCUUCAAAAUAUUAAUCCAGGGAACGGAAACUUCGAUAAGACUCUUUUUGAAGUCAUGUUUGAUAUGGCUAUGGACGCUAUUCUAAAAGUCAUUGAUCCAACAGGAAUUGUUGCGUCAGCAUACGAAGUUGAACAGGCUUUGAAACCCAUAGUGGAUUUUUUACCGUCACCAUCUGAGUUUAUUGCAAAAGCGAAAGAAAUCUAUGUAAAAAAGAUAUCUAAAAAUGAAAAGAAAAAACUUAUGCUAUAUUGGUUAAAAGAGCAAGACAAGAUUACAAUGCGAAUGUGGAAAAAACCGGAAAACGUGAAAAAGGGUGACAAGCUUUUGAUGUCAUUGGUCAUGUAUACCAAACCAGAAAAAACGGUACGUGCUACAUACAACACCGCUCAGUCAAAAAUUUCAAUGAAAGAUAUUGCAAAAAUUUUGAAAGUUUUUUUUAAGAUUUAAUGUAUAUAUGAUCUAAAUAAAAUAUGAGUUUUCUAUGAGGGUUUGAA